CCCUUACCACGUAGACACAGAAGAAAGUGUAGACCGUUUGGCCAUGGUAGGAGUACGACCAUCCGAAAAAAUCUUCUGUCCAAGUACAAGGCCAAGAGUCGAUAUGGUAUGUCUUGCUCUGCUGAUACUGCUUGGCAGAAACGUGGAUUUGACAGUCUAACGUCUCAUACAUUCUUUAUGAGUUCUUCAAAGGGGAAGAAGAUUGUAAAGAGCGUCAUCAGCCACCGGCAGUGCUCAACCUGCAACUGGUGGAGACGUCACCGACCUGGCCAGCCACUACGGCAACAUCGCUGUGUACGGAACCACUCCGGUAGUGCCCGUUCUAUGGAGAGUGAAAGUGGAGAGAAAGCUAUACUUGAUCUAGCUAAAGCAGGCACCCCGGUGGAAAUCCUUGAGGUGAUGGUGACAACACUUUAUUGGCCAGACUGAAAAGCAAGCAUGGAAUUAGUCUGAAAAAGAAAUAUGACAAAAACCAUGUGAUCAAAAACUUAGGCAAAAGCUUGUAUGGUUUAACAAAUGAGAAGGGAAUCAAAAUAAGCAAGAUAUCAAUAAGUCAUAUCCAAAAGUGUGUCUCAUAUGCCCUUUCAAAGAAUAGCGGGGACUUACAUGGAUUACAAGAGAAUCUGAGAGCAAUUAUUCCUCAUAACUUCGGUGAUCAUCAGUUAUGUCAGCCAAGGUUUUGUGGUUAUCUAAGGAAUAAAGAUGUAACCUAUGUUCACCGUUCACUACCCUACAAAUCUAGUUUGACUGGUGAGACAUUGAGAAAACGGCUAGAGGACAUUAUGACACCUUUCAUUGCCAAAGCGAGCCAGCUCAUUGAAUUGGGAUCCAGUCAGCAGUGUGAGCACGCCAACCGUGAGGUAUCGCUCAAAGCUCCAAAGAACAUCUACUAUGGCGGGACUGAGGCUUUGACUU
Messenger RNA from Mercenaria mercenaria, 915 nucleotides. RefSeq lists its product as uncharacterized. Bases 109 to 429 code for a protein of 106 amino acids. NCBI's taxonomy places the organism in Eukaryota, Metazoa, Mollusca, Bivalvia, Venerida, Veneridae. The record is from RefSeq and is a predicted model, not a curated record. The transcript has 2 exons.